UCUGUGAAGCUCUAAUCGCCCUAAAAUAUGAGCUUCAUAUUACCGAAUCCGUACAGAUUAGUUAGCGGCGCCAUUCUAGAGGUCUUGUAUUCCUGAACUAAUUGCUUCCACGUCCUCUGAUCUUUCUUUCGGGGGAACGGCGUGUAUCACGCAGAAAAUGGCAGAGCUGGUUGGACCAGGCCGCCUUAUCUCUGGUGGCCUCUGCACUGCCUGGCACUCAGCCGCCAGCACAUCUCCUCGUGGCGGUGUGAUACACGCCGCCAGCAAUCUCACCAAUCUUACCAGCACAUCUCCUCGUGCUUCUCACCAAUCUUACCAGUGUCAUCAGUCUUAUAAACCUUGCCAUUCUUACCAGUCUUAUCAACCUUACCUGAAUUUGUCCCGUCAUGGCUCCCCCACUCGGCAAUUGCGGACCGUCGGAUUCAGCUGCUGUGGUUUCCCAAAUCGACGGUUAGAGCGUGAUAGCGUUAACCAAUCGCGGAGGAGAGGGUUCAGCUGCCGUGCCAAGUCAGUCAUCGAAGGCGACGACAUCCGAGAGGCGUUUCCUGACGUACCGCCGCACAAGCACAAGCACAAGCACCGCCACCAACCAGCUCAGCUAGGAGGUUCAGAGGCGCCGAUAGAGACAGAUUUGGCUUUUGAGUCGACUCAAAAUACACCGACAGAGACAGAUUCGGGGCGAGAAGAGAAGGAGGCAGGAAGAGAGACACGGACUGAGGAGGGGCAAGACUUGGUGACAAAGUCUCAGCCAGAGGGGCUCACCCUGCAGUCCCUGCUGGCUCGCUCCGCGUCUCUACCCCGGUCUAUCUCCCCUGAGGUGGUGGCCAUCGCCAGUGUGUACUUCGUGCAGGGCGUGCUGGGCCUUGCUCGUCUGGCCGUCACCUUUCUGCUCAAGGACGACUUCCAGCUCGAUCCGGCUGAGGUGGCGGUGCUAUCGGGCCUCUCCUCGCUCCCCUGGCUCAUCAAGCCCGUCUACGGCUUCAUCAGCGACGGCAUCCCGCUCUUCGGCUACCGCCGCCGCUCCUACCUCAUUGCCUGCGGGCUGCUGGGCUCCCUCGCGUGGGCCUCCCUGGCGUCGGUGGUGGGGGAUAAGUACUCCGCUGUCGCUAUGAUCCUGCUCUCCUCGCUGUCUGCUGCUGUUUCCGAUGUGGUGGUCGACUCAAUGGUGGUGCAGAGAGCUAGAGGCGAGUCCCAGGCCACAUCAGGGGGGUUGCAGUCGCUGUGUUGGGGGUCGUCAGCAGUGGGUGCUGUUCUCUCAGCGUAUUUCAGUGGUUCGCUCAUCGAGAACUAUGGUACUAGGUUUGUGUUCGGAGUGACAGCCCUACUGCCGCUCAUCACCACGGCAGUCGGAUUCUACAUUCCAGAAGACAGGGUCACUGCCAACAAGAGCACAGUCACUAACGAUUCGGAUUCCACAGGUGGCAAGGGGGCAGCAGCAGCAGCAGAAGGGGCAGGAGGACGGGUAGUGAGAGGUGGAGGAGCAGCAGCAGAAGGGGUGUUGAUAAGAGGAGAAGCAGGGGAAGUGACAGCAGGGGGUGCAGGAGCAUUGGCAGUAGGAGGGCCGAGCGGGUCAUGGGCGUGGGCGUGGGGUCAGCUGGUGUUUCUGUGGGAGACAGUGCGGCAGCCCGCCAUUCUGCUGCCCACCACCUUCAUCUUCCUCUGGCAGGCCACCCCUCACUCCGAGACAGCAAUGUUCUACUUCACCACCAACGAGCUUGGGUUUGGCCCUGAGUUUCUAGGCCGUGUCCGCCUCGUGACAGCCCUCGCAUCCCUGGCUGGUGUUGGUCUGUUCAACUUCUAUCUCAAGGAAGUGCCUCUGAGGAAGCUGUUCCUGUGGACCAACGUCGUGGGGGCCAUCCUUGGCUCCACACAGACGGGCGUCGGACCGGAGCUGAAUGAGGAGCAGAAGAAGCAACUCAGCGAGAUGCUCACCGAAUUUCUGCCAAUUUUCGCGACCAAGAGUGAUCAAAUCGGACUUUACCCCCAUCUGCAACUCCACAUCGAGACCGGCACCAAAAAUCCGAUCGCUCACAAGCCAUACCGUGCGGCCCCGGCUGAAAAGGAGCUAAUUGAAAAAGAGGUCAAAACUCUUCUGGAUCAAGGCGUGAUCCGUCCGUCCCACAGCCCAUGGGCUGCCCCAUGCCUCGUUAUACCAAAAAAAGACUUCGGCAUUCGAGUCGUCAUCGACUACAGGAGGCUGAACGCCAUCACCAAGAGCGCAGAUCGUUUUCCCCUCCCGAGGAUCGACGAGAUCCUGGACCAGCUUCGAGGGGCGCAGUAUUUCACCAUCCUGGAUAUCAAAUCGGCCUACUACAACAUUGCAGUCGCCGAGCAGGAUAUCCCAAAGACCGCGUUCGUCACUCCAACGGGCCUGUACGAGUUCACUCGUAUGCCAUUCGGAUUGAAAAACGCGCCUGCUACCUGGCAGCGUUUCAUCAUGGGAGUCUUUCGAGAUCUCCCGUUCAUCAUCUGCUAUCUGGACGAUGCGGCCAUUUGGUCUACCACAUGGGAGGAGCACCUUGGGCACAUCAAGCUCGCAAUGCGGAGGGUCAAAGAGCAUUCCCUGCUCCUCAAGAUCAACAAAUGCAAUUUCGGGUUCAACAAGAUGCCGUACCUGGGCCAUAUCAUCAGUCGUGAUGGAGUGGCCCCCGACCCAGAGAAGAUCAAGGCGGUUAAAGAAUGGCCGACACCAGAGAAUGUGAAGCAGAUUCGAGGGUUCCUCGGCCUGGCUUCAUAUUACCGUCGCUUCAUCCGGGGUUUCGCCAAGAUAGCAACCCCGAUGAACCAGCUCCUCAAAAAUGAGACCCCAUUCGAGUGGACCGACGACUGCGAGGAGGCAUUUCAGAAGCUUAAGACCGCCCUCACCAGCUCGCCGAUCCUCGUCUACCCUGAUUUCACCAAGCCAUUUCUCCUCCAGACGGAUUUCUCUGCUCAAGCCGUGGGCGCCGAACCGUCGCGGCUGCUACUCCUUGUCACCGGUCUUAACCGCACUCUGGGCAUCAGCGACCAGUACUUUUUGCUGGGAGAUUCUCUCAUCCUCACGGUGCUCGGGCAGAUCUCCUUCAUGCCAGUGCUGGUGCUGGCGGCCAGAGUCUGCCCCCCGGCAUCGAGGCAACUUUAUUCGCAACGCUCAUGUCUGUUAGCAACGGAGCCAGUGUCUUUGGUGGGUCAUGGGCGCUGGUCUCACCAACUGGCUUGGCGUCACGAGCACCAAUUUCGCCAAUCUGCCCACGCUCGUUGCCAUCUGUAACUUCUCCUCGUUGCUCGUGCUGCCGUUUCUGAACCUGCUCCCCGCUGCUGUCAGCGCAAACUCAGACUCCGAAGACGAGUAGCGUUUGUACAGUAUGAUAUUUGAUGUACAGUGAUGUCUAAGUGUUCGUGUAACCUAUGAGCAAAUAUAAUUCUGAUGCCAACACAGUGCGAUAAAAAGUUAGUUCGAAU
Messenger RNA from Closterium sp. NIES-67, 3441 nucleotides. The record is from the annotation of a GenBank genome assembly. NCBI's taxonomy places the organism in Eukaryota, Viridiplantae, Streptophyta, Zygnematophyceae, Desmidiales, Closteriaceae.